This is a messenger RNA of Cottoperca gobio, 2035 nucleotides long. Its product is annotated as drebrin-like protein B. The transcript is spliced from 15 exons. Gene Ontology annotation, molecular function: actin filament binding. Gene Ontology annotation, cellular component: site of polarized growth; postsynaptic density; lamellipodium. The coding region runs from base 260 to 1855 and encodes 531 amino acids. NCBI's taxonomy places the organism in Eukaryota, Metazoa, Chordata, Actinopteri, Perciformes, Bovichtidae. The record is from RefSeq and is a predicted model, not a curated record. Gene Ontology annotation, biological process: regulation of actin filament polymerization; neuron projection morphogenesis; positive regulation of axon extension.
GCGUCUGAGAGAAUGUGGCAGAUCAGGUUUUGACCUUCUGCUCCGACUGGUUCGACGCUUCCCAGCUGCUCUGAAUCAGAGUCGAAGUCUUUCUGCUGGAGAGGAAAUCAGGAAAUUAUCAGAUCACUCUUUCUUUAGAAUCUUUUUUGUUGUGGAGUCUCUGGGAAGCUGUCAGCGCCACCGCGUCUCCCGAGGCUGUUGCAUCACGGGGUGCGUUUGUUUCGAUCGCUGAGUCGUGAAUGAAGAACCCUGGUACACGAUGGCAGUGAAUCUGAGUAAGAACGGUCCGGCACUCAUGGACGCUUAUAAAGAAGUGGUGGACGGCAAAGUGGACACAAACUGGGCGCUGUUUACUUAUGAAGGGAACAACAAUGAUAUUCGUCUGGCACACAAGGGAGAUGGUGGAUUAGAGGAGAUGGUGGAGGAGCUGAACAGUGGGAAGGUGAUGUACGCUUUCUGUCGUGUCCAGGACCCCAACUCUGGUCUGCCCAAAUAUGUCCUCAUAAACUGGACAGGUGAAGGUGUGAAGGACUCCCGAAAAGGAGUUUGUGCCAACCAUGUGAGCUCAAUGGCCACCUUCCUGAGGGGAGCCCAUGUGACUAUCAACGCCCGCGGAGAUGAAGACGUGGAACCAGACGCCAUCCUGCAGAAAGUGUCCAAAGCGUCUGGAGCCAGCUUCAAUCUGCACAAGCAAACAGACAACAGAGACGCUCCCAGAGGACCCGUGGGUUCUGUGUAUCGUAAGACCAACGCUGUGGACGAAAUUCAACAAACCAAAAAGGACGACUUCUGGGUCCAAACUCAGAAGGAGGAAGAAGUCUGUCGACGGGAGGAGAAGAAACGAGCGCAGCUGGGCAGGGAAGAGCUGGAGAGGGAGAGGAGGGAGACGGACGAGAAGCAGGCGAAGGACAGGGAGAGGAAAACCCAGCAGAGAGCAGAGCAGAUCGAACAAGAGAAGGUUUAUCAGAAGAAAAGAGAAGAAGAGGAACGAGAGACGGAGCAGCAGCGACAGAACCAGCAGGAAAGUGGAACCAAGAAGUCGGGCAUCAACUCUGCUGCAUCAGUGCAGAAAGCUAACGAGGCCAAGUCUCUGAUUUCUCAGAGAUCUUUUAAUCCCAGAGACAUAUUCAAGCAGAAGGAGCAGAGCUUCGACAACGACAGACCUGCUGCGUCCAGACCAGGGAAGCUGCAGAGUCCCUUUUUGUCUCAGAAAUCCUUCGAGAGAAGUUCUCCGCUGCAGCUUCAGCGUCCACCUGCUCCAGCUGCCUCCUCGGUGACCGCACCUGUCUCACCUUUCCCGGCUUACUCCAUGCACCCCCUGUCUCCAGCCUCACCUGUCUCACCUUUCCCGGCUUACUCCAUGCACCCCCUGUCUCCAGCCUCACCUGUCUCAGCUUUCCCGGCUUACUCCAUGCACCCCCUGUCUCCCGCCUCCCCUGUGCUGUCUCAUUCCCCUGCUCCAGAUGUCUCCCCCACACCUCAGGAGACCCUGGGUUCACCUGUUCCAGCUGCAGACGUGGUGAACACAGAGGAGGAGGAAUGGUCGGAUGAGUUUGAAGACGUUGAUGAUGCUCCAGAGGAAACAGCAGCAGAGGAUCUGUACGAGGCUCCCGGCCGGACAGAGGACGACCUGUAUGAAGACGUGAACUUCUCAACUGCAGACUCACAGAGCAGCGGACAGAGCUUCAGUGCACGAGCUCUGUAUGACUACCAGGCUGUGGACGACACAGAGAUCACCUUUGACCCUGACGACAUUAUAACGGGGAUAGAGAUGUUGGACGAGGGCUGGUGGAGAGGGUACGGCCCUCACGGACACUGCGGCAUGUUUCCCGCUAAUUAUGUCGAGCGCAUCUAACUUUCAUCAUCACUCUCUUCAUGGUAACUCUAAUGAAACUGGAAAACUUCUGACACAGCUGACAGGAAGUGGAUUCAAAUAAUAAUUACUAAACAUUUACAUGAACAGUGUUGUAUUAAAGGUUUGUCUCUGUCAGUAUGUCCCCUUGUUUUACAUAACUGGAUUAACAGACAAUAAACU